Caenorhabditis elegans is the source of this 1666-nucleotide messenger RNA. RefSeq names its product LIM/homeobox protein lim-4 (gene lim-4). NCBI's taxonomy places the organism in Eukaryota, Metazoa, Nematoda, Chromadorea, Rhabditida, Rhabditidae. Bases 250 to 1317 code for a protein of 355 amino acids. Gene Ontology annotation, biological process: positive regulation of transcription by RNA polymerase II; neuron differentiation; regulation of neuron differentiation. Gene Ontology annotation, cellular component: nucleus. Gene Ontology annotation, molecular function: DNA binding; RNA polymerase II transcription regulatory region sequence-specific DNA binding; DNA-binding transcription factor activity, RNA polymerase II-specific. The record is from RefSeq and is marked reviewed. The transcript has 8 exons.
UCCGGAGAUCUGGGCUCCUUCUUUUGCCGGACACUCCUACGCAAGCAGCCAACCACAUCCGCCUUGCCGCCCAAUAGUGAGCAUCCCAGUGGGCGGGGCGAGCUUCUAGUGAGGCCUUUUCGACAGAACAACAGACUAGAAGGAAGACUUUUGCGUCGGUGCUCGUCGACUCGUUAGUGGUCCUUGUUGUCUUGUUAUCUACAGCUCGGCCGGCAGUUCGUUAAGAAAGCAGCUGUCACAAGUUGCACCAUGGAUGCUCAUCUUGUUCAGGCAAAGAAGACGUCGACGGCGUCUGAAUUGUCAGACUCGUCGCUCACGUUCCCCUUCAUCGGUGACUAUUUGUCGAGUCCUUCGCUCACAACUUCCGACUACGUGUCUGAUUGCUCCAACUUGACUGUUGAGGGUCCAGUUCCUGCCAAUCAAGAGUUCUCGUCGUCCGACGAGUCGUCAGUCUACAUUUCAAGUGCUCUAAGGCUAGCUGAUUAUGCCUUUACUCCAGAUGAUAAUAUUCGAAUCAAGCCUGAUGCGGUAAUCGUCAUAUGCACACAAUGUCAACAUCAGAUUCAAGACAAGUUUUUUCUAAGCAUCGAUGGAAGAAACUACCACGAAAAUUGUCUUCAGUGCAGCACAUGCGAAAACCCAUUGAGCAAUAAAUGUUUCUACAAAGACAAAACGUUUUACUGUAAAGGAUGUUAUUUCCGAACGCAUGUCACAUCAACCGCUUCCAGUUGCAGAGAACUUGGACCCAAGUGUGCAUCUUGCGAUCGUACUAUUCAGGCGACUGAUUGGGUACGAAGAGCAAGAAACUAUGUAUACCAUCUUGCGUGUUUUUCGUGCAACCAGUGCAAAAGACAAUUGAGUACAGGGGAAGAAUACGCACUUCAAGAGGGCAAUCUUCUCUGCAAACAGCACUUUUUGGAACUUGUUGAAGGAGACAGUGGGGUGUCUAGUCAGAAAGCUAAGACUAAAAGGGUUCGGACCACUUUUGCGGAAGAUCAAUUAUCGGUUCUUCAGACAUAUUUCAACCGGGACAGUAAUCCGGAUGGUGCUGAUUUGGAAAAGAUUGCCUCCAUGACAGGACUGAGUAAAAGAGUGACCCAGGUGUGGUUCCAGAAUUCACGAGCUCGUCAAAAGAAAUGGCAUCAAAAAUCCGAAGGUGACAAUGGAGAUAGCCAGAGGUCAUCUGUGGGGCCUUCCAGUCCUAGUCAAAAAUCGGAUAGCAGCAGUGAAAUGAUGUAUCCAACUUCUGUAACUACAAGCGUGGAAGAUGCAAUUCCGGACUCAAUCGUUAUUCUGGGCUCACUACAAUUCGAUUGAAAAACAAUCUCAUCCGACUUUCCUCAAUUUCAAAAAUAUAUCAUCGCUUUCUCGGCUAACUUAGAGUUUAUCUUUCCUGUGGAAAAUACGCUUGCUUCUAAUUUGAUAAUUUUUUCUGGUCAAAACGAAUCUCACCUCUCCCAUUAUCUAAAUCUAAAUUCCCAUGUCUCAAAACUACGUAUCAAGAUUUUAAAACUUGAUACCACAGUGCAGCUAUGUAUGUGACAUGUACAUUUGCAUUGUCCCCCCCUGUUCUCUUAAUUUCCUAUUAUACAAGUUAUGAUACUCGAUUAAAUUACAGUCUCCUCCAUUCUGCUUAGUUUUGAAUAAACCUAACCAUCUUUGAAAA